This is a messenger RNA of Drosophila busckii, 3653 nucleotides long. It is a transcript of the gene Nup133, whose product is annotated as nuclear pore complex protein Nup133. Bases 17 to 3607 code for a protein of 1196 amino acids. Gene Ontology annotation, cellular component: nuclear pore outer ring. Lineage: Eukaryota; Metazoa; Arthropoda; Insecta; Diptera; Drosophilidae. Gene Ontology annotation, molecular function: structural constituent of nuclear pore; protein binding. The record is from RefSeq and is a predicted model, not a curated record. The transcript is spliced from 9 exons. Gene Ontology annotation, biological process: poly(A)+ mRNA export from nucleus; transcription-dependent tethering of RNA polymerase II gene DNA at nuclear periphery; protein import into nucleus.
UUAAAACGGACGUAAAAUGCAAAAACAAUUAUAUGGAUUUUCACGCGAGUCUUCGCCAAGCAUGCGGAGGGUAAGCAUGCCUGCCACAACAAUUGACAAUACACGCAAAUCUUUUUUUGGCGGCAACGGCAAUUCUCCGCUGCCGGGAGCAUUAAAAAAGACGGCACUAAGCAAUAGUCGCCUUAGUCUGUCAGCACGUUCUACUACCCAGUCCAUUCCUGGCAUUAGAUCAGAUUAUAAUGUAGUCGAGAUCUUUGGACAAGCGCUGCCCGUAGCCGUAAACGAAGCCUUGACAUUCCCCGGUCAGGCGGCUAACACAGUUUCUGCUAAGAUUGCACAGAAUGGCUGGGCCUGGGUUGUGCAAGGUCGCCGGCUGCUCAUUUGGCAGUACAAAGAGACGUCCCAAUCUGGUAAAACAGCAUCACCACCUCGCAUGUCAAGUAAGCAUCUAAGACGUGGGGGUGCAUCGGUUCAAUGUCGUGAGUUAACGCUGCCCUACAGCGAUAUUGGACACAAAAGCGAAUUAGUAAGCGUAUUCCAGACAGAAGGCCAACAAAUGGCAUCGUGCAUUGCUGUAUCGGCCACGGGCGACGUGCGUUACUGGGCCUCAAUAUCCCAUGACAGCAACACUGUAGAUUUGUCAAUAUUAACGGGUCAGGAAUUUGUGCAACUGCUCAAUCUGCCGGAACAAAAUGGUUACCUUGCUGUUACCUCCACCUGCACUUUGGUGUUCUUGCGCGUUGGCCUAACCAAUGGACGUUACACGCUGCAUCACAAAACCAUAAAGCCUGCCUCGGGACUCUUGGGUGGCUUUGGCAAGAAGUUUGCUUCAAUGUUGAUUGGCAUGAAUAGUGGCGGUGACAGGGAUCAGACCUUGAUAGGCAUGUGCUGCGAGCGUAAUACGAGUAAUGGUGAAACUACAGUUGCCGUGCUCUCGGAUCGUUCCAUACAACGCUGGCGUCUCACUAACAAAGGCAAUACGGAGCAGUUGAUUUAUGAGGACACAGAACUGAUGCGGAAAAUGCAAGAUCUGUUGUUGAUGAAAUUUUGGAAUGUGCGCAUGACUAACGCUAAUAUAGAAUUGGAAAUGCAUUUUCUAGACUUUCAUAUAGUCAAUAGACUCUUUUAUAUACUAGUGGGUGCAGUAAAUCCCGCCCAUACGCCUCAAAUGCAUUAUGCUAUCGUGGUGGCAUCCUCCCAGUUGGAGGGCAUGCAGCUAGAAUGCUUUACGCCGAUGAAACUCAACAAAUUCUACAGCAGCAAGACCAAACUCGAUUGUCUAAGUGUGCGCAUACUCAUUGGCAUUACACACAUGUAUCUUUACACACCGAAGGUUGUUUUUCCGCUUCUUGUUGCAAAUGCUGCCCCCACCGCCGAAAUGGAGGCGGAAAAAAUUGAAUUUCAUAUGCACGAUGAUCGCAUAUUGAGUGCAGGUUUUAGCAGAAACCUGCCGCUCUUUUUUAGUCGCACACACGGUCUGGUUUCGGUUACACCCGGCGACUUUGACAGCACCGAUUUGUUGAAUCUGAGCAACUGUAAUACGCCAGAUUUGCUUGGAGCGUUCUCAAUAAAUGCCAGCUUUAGUGCGCCCGAUCCGAGCAACAUGAGCGUUAGCAGUAAUAAUUUGCCGCUGUUUGAGCUAGACCCAGAUGAUGUGUAUGCCGAGUUGAAUAAUGAGGUUGGUCAGCUUAAGGCGGCUUUCUUGUGCCGCAUGAAGCGCAAUAAUGGCAAUGCAAAUUCACUCAUUGGCGAACUGCUUAUUAAUCUGGCAGAAGCUGAUCCAACUGGCGCUCCCACCGAUGCUUACAAACUGGACAGAAUCGUUAUAACCAUAGCUGAGGACUUGGCUGAGGAUCUGCCCAUUGCCGAUCCCCGGUGGCAAUCAGCCAUUGAGAACUAUGAUGGCAAUCGCUUUGCCUUAGGCAGCUCACGCUCCAUGCAAAUUAUCAAUCAGCUGCGCGAUAAAAGUAUUGUUCUGCAGCAUUUCAUUGAUUUUCUACAUUCCGGCAAUAUUUGGGAGAAGUUGAAUGCUGUGCCCUGUGGCAGCAACGUACUCAAGCCAACGAGCCAUAUUUUGGCUGAUAUUGGCGAAAAAAUUGUAGGCGCAAUCGCACUACGCGGCUUGCAGGCCAAAAUGCCAAGAUUGAUUGAUGAAGCUAUCGAAUUGAGCGUUUCAAAGUGGGAUGAACAGCCGCAUGGCAGUCUGACUGCACUGGAUAUAUUCUACGUCAAACUCUGCAAGUUUCAGUGCGUCUUUGAGUCAUUAGCGGAUAUGGCUGAGGAUCGUGUGAUGAAUCAAAGUCGUUAUACAGCUUCUAUAUCGCAAGUUCUAGUCGAUAUUAACAUAAUUGUGCUCAAUACGCUCGGUGAAGUGCUUCAAUAUCGUGAACAAAAUGCAAACAAUUUUAAAGUGAACACCAAGGAGGGUGAAAAUAUGCGGUGGACAGAGGUAUCAGGACAGGCGGGCGUACAUGAUUCACUGUCGCGUCUUAUAGAAACAACUUUACGCUUUGGCGCACAAUGUGUAAAUGAAUCGGAACCUAAGCAUGUGCUCUAUCAGCAAGUUGUGGAGUUUAUGGAUAUAGUGCUGGAGGGACGCAAGAGCUAUCUGGACAGCGUGCGCGAUACGGAAAAGUUUCCCGUAUUGCAGCAACAGUUUGAGGCACAGCGACGUGAGCUUAUUUCUCUGCUGAUCAAGGAUAAGCAGUAUGAGAGCGCAGCCAAGUUGGCCGAGAAGUACCUGGACUUUCAGAGUCUGGUGUUGAUCUGCGAUGAAACCGAGGACAAGCAGCGGCUCGAUGAAUAUACGCGCAAGUUUGAGGAGCAUGAUUUCUCACAGUUUGCGAUCAAUUGGCAUUUGCGGCAGCAGCGGCAUGGCGAGGUGUUUGAACGGUUCAAGGGGAACCAGACAGCUUUGGCGCAAUUCAUGCGCGAUCAUCCGUCACUGGGUUGGAUACAGCUCAUGUUUAACGGCGAUUUUGAGCGUGCUGCUAAGGUGCUCUAUGAGUUGGCACAAUGCGAAACGGAAUUUGUGGCACGCAAGAAGUCCAUGUUUUCGCUGUCCAAGCUGGCCGCCUUGGCUGCUGACUCGGAGCUAAGCGCACAAAUUGAAAAGAUUAAUUUCGAGCUUCGAAUCAUUGAAUACCAAUCGCAUUUACGACACAAUGUAUUGCAAAGCUUUGGCUUCGAUGCAACUGAUCAGAAAGUACUCAAAGUGGAGGAGAUUAUCAAUUUGUAUAUUGCUGAGGAGAAUGACACUGCCACCGAACUAGAUUUUCGCAAGGCCUUGGAGCUGCUUGCGUAUGUGGAGCAGUCGUAUGACCUGCGUCACAAGAUCUGGUGUGCGGCUAUACGUCGCGACAACUGGACAGACUAUAAUACCAACAAUGCCACCGAUUAUAUACAAAAGCUAAUGUUCUUCAAGCUUAUUGAAAUCUCGAUGAUAAUGGGUCAGGAAUUGGACAGCAUUUUACCGCCCAUGGAUGAUUUUCUAGACAGCAUGGAGCUAGGAGAUUUGCCGCAGCAGCACGAAUUUCAGUAUUUGCUGAGGUUGGCCUACGAGUAUGUGGCCGAUUUGUUCAAGCCGUCGGAUGAUAUGGAGGAGUAGAUUAUGCUUAGCCCAAGCCAUUUAUUAAAAUUAACUUUUAGUUUUA